This is a messenger RNA of Musa acuminata AAA Group (dessert banana), 1059 nucleotides long. RefSeq lists its product as uncharacterized. The transcript is spliced from 4 exons. The record is from RefSeq and is a predicted model, not a curated record. NCBI's taxonomy places the organism in Eukaryota, Viridiplantae, Streptophyta, Magnoliopsida, Zingiberales, Musaceae. The coding region runs from base 16 to 927 and encodes 303 amino acids.
AUACCACGAGUCGAGAUGAUCGUACUUUGGGUCCCACGGAAGUUUCCAAAGAUAGCCCGGGUAAGUUCAAGCGGGGAACAACAGCUGGCUGAGGAAUAUAUAGCUCAUUUCAGCUGCCAUUGGCGCAAUAGCGAGAUUUCCAUCGAGAGAAAAAACAAUAACACUAUUCGUACAUGCGUCCUCGUACCUGCAAAACCUACCUGCCUCAUUGGUGGAGUGGGAAACGGCUCCUCGAGUGGGUCCCGCCAAAGUUCCUUGUUUAACUCCAAUAAAAGGCGGGUAUCGAACAGGUCGUGGAAAGACUGGUGGAAGUUGCAUGGCUCAUUUAAGAAUGCAGGUCAAAAUGGAAUCCCAUUCACCGGAUCAAACGGCGACGCAGGCAAAUCUAAAUCAGAUCGGGGAGAAAGAAGAACGAAGCAGCAGCAGCAGCCAACAAGGAAGAGGAGAACCAGGGGAAGAGGAAGAAGGAUGAGCGAGGAGGAAGGCAAGAGCAAAGGGGGACCGCAGCAAUACGGCACCUUCCAGGGCGCCCCCAGCUACGCCCAGCCCGCCAUCGGCUUCCCCCAGCCGGUGCCUCCCCCGGGCCACACCGCCGCGCACCCUUUCCCUCCGCCUCAGCAGUCUGGUCCUGCCUAUUACGCCCGCGGCUACCACGCUGUCCCGGGUUAUGCACCUGUUAUUGAAGUUGUUGAAGGAACACCAUUGAGACAGCCACGUCUCGCUUGUUGUGGCUUGGGCAUCGGUUGGCUUUUGUUCAUAGUUGGUUUCUUUCUACCUGCCAUUCCGUGGUAUGUUGGAGCUUUUAUUCUACUUUGUGUUAGAGUAGACUACCGAGAGAAGCCAGGCCUAGUUGCUUGCACAAUUGCAGCCAUCCUUGCUGCAAUUGCUGCUACUGUUGGUGCAACCAAGGGAGCUGAUGUGUGGUGAUAAAUGGUGUGAUUAUUGUGUAUAUGCAUUCUUUCCUGUCUCUAUACCUUGACUAUAGCAAAAAUAUUAGUUGGUGUUGUGGAUGUACUUGUAAUAUGUCAUGGUUCCUCAAUAAAUCACUGAUUCCUUGUA